Molecule: messenger RNA, 739 nt
Organism: Loa loa (African eye worm)
Lineage: Eukaryota; Metazoa; Nematoda; Chromadorea; Rhabditida; Onchocercidae
Exons: 4
Coding region: 40-549 (169 amino acids)
Source: RefSeq, a predicted model, not a curated record
GUUUGAGCACUGGUUUAUCGAGGCUGUAGAAAAUUUAUCAUGUCAGUUUUCUUACGUGGUAUGCAGCCGCAAAAUGGCUUUACUGCCAAAACGAUACGAUUUGUGAAACACUGCAAAGAGCUGAAAAUUGGUUGGACUCAUAAUAAACUUAGGAGUCAGGGUGUCGAGGAAUUCGUAGAGGAGUAUUUGCCAUGGAUCAGAGAAAAUAAUCCACAUAUUAGCAUAAGGUUAUCUCGGACUCAUGUUAAUUGCGAUCCAUUUGUAAUUGGAAUAUAUGAACAUUGUCGCGUGAGAAAACGACGUUGCGACUGGAAGACCAAGCAUCAGGUUUUAUCAUUUGUAGAAGAAAUGGCUAUCGGUGGAGACUACGUUAAAGGCCGGAAGCGAGGAGUAAAAACGAUACUGCCACGUGGCUUACAACUGUGGGAUACGGAAACCAUUGGGCAUGAUGUAUUUAAGGUUUAUAGUAAAUGGAAAGGAGAUCCACCAGAUCCUAUGGAAAUAACUAGUGCUUCUCAUCCGUACCUUAUGCAUAGAAAGCAUGCUUAGAAACAAUUGUGUCUAUAAUUAAGGAAGCCUGAGCUAUUCAUUCGUACUCAAAUGAACUGUCACAUCAUUUAGAUAAGAGAAUAGAUGUUUUAGAUGUACUGUUCUCUUCUUAUUAUGUGCGGGACUUAUCUUCUUGAUUAAAUCAUCUACAGCAUAGUUUCGCAACUAUCAACUUCACUUCAUAGACUCA